This is a messenger RNA of Ochotona curzoniae (black-lipped pika), 1058 nucleotides long. It is a transcript of the gene GPER1, whose product is annotated as G protein-coupled estrogen receptor 1. Gene Ontology annotation, biological process: G protein-coupled receptor signaling pathway. The record is from RefSeq and is a predicted model, not a curated record. Lineage: Eukaryota; Metazoa; Chordata; Mammalia; Lagomorpha; Ochotonidae. Bases 5 to 1057 code for a protein of 350 amino acids. Gene Ontology annotation, cellular component: membrane. The transcript has a single exon. Gene Ontology annotation, molecular function: G protein-coupled receptor activity.
CAGCAUGCAGCCCGCGGCCUCCAACGCCAGCUCCCCGGAGCUCGGCGGCACGGCCCUGGGGAACCACACGGGCGAGCUGGCUGAGCAGCAGUACGUCCUGGGCCUCUUCCUCUCGUGCCUGUAUACCAUCUUCCUCUUCCCCAUCGGCUUCGUGGGCAACAUCCUGAUCCUGGUGGUGAACCUCAGCUUCCGCGACAGGAUGACCAUCCCCGACCUGUACUUCAUCAACCUGGCGGCCGCCGACCUCAUCCUGGUGGCCGACUCGCUCAUCGAGGUCUUCAACCUGCACGAGCGUUACUACGACUUCGCGGCGCUGUGCACCUUCAUGGCGCUGUUCCUGCAGGUCAACAUGUACAGCAGCGUCUUCUUCCUCACCUGGAUGAGCUUCGACCGCUACAUCGCGCUGGCCAAGGCCAUGCGCGCCGGCCUGCUCCGCACCAAGCAGCACGCCCGGCUGAGCUGCGGCCUCAUCUGGAUGGCCGCGGUCUCGGCCACCCUGGUGCCCUUCACGGCCGUGCAGCUGCGGCGCACGGGCGAGGCCUGCCUCUGCUUCGCGGACGUCAGGGAGGUGCAGUGGCUCGAGGUCACCCUGGGCUUCGUGGUCCCCUUCGCCAUCAUCGGGCUGUGCUACUCCCUCGUCGUGCGGGCGCUGGUCCGGGCCCAGCGGCACCACGGCCUGCGCCCUCGCAGGCACAAGGCCCUUCGCAUGAUCUUCGCCGUGGUGCUGGUCUUCUUCCUCUGCUGGCUGCCCGAGAACAUUUUCAUCAGCGUGCAGCUGCUGCAGCGGCCGCCGCCCGGGGCUGCGCCCUGCACGCAGUCCUUCCGCCACGCCUAUCCCCUCACCGGCCACAUCGUCAACCUCGCAGCCUUCUCCAACAGCUGCCUGAACCCCCUCAUCUACAGCUUUCUUGGGGAGACCUUCAGGGACAAGCUCAGGCUGUAUGUGGAGCAGAAGACCAACCUGCCAGCCCUAAACCGCUUCUGCCAUGUGGCACUCAAGGCCAUCGUGCCGGACAGCACCGAGCAGUCAGAAGUGCGGUUCAGCAGCGCCGUGUGAG